AUGGACGCUGGUAUCGUGUCACGUGACGAGGAUACUGUUGUAUUUUCUGUAGUAGACGAAGCAGUAGUUGAUGGAGUUGGUGUGACGGUAGAUGACUGUGUCGUGGUUGCGGUAGAUGACUGUGUCGUGAUGACUGUCAACGAUGCAUUUCUUGGUGUUGUCGGUCUGAUGAGUAAGAACAAACACGAGAAAGAGGCAGAAGACGAAACAGAGAAGGAAGUAGAAGCAGAAGAAGAAACAAAACAGGAGGAAGGGGUAGAAGACGAAACAGAUGAGAAAGAAGAAGUAGAAACAGAGGAGGAAGUAAAAGCAGAAGAAGAAACAGAGGAGGAAGAAGUAGUAGAAGAUGAAGAACAGGAACAAGAAGUAGAAGAAGAACCAGAUAAGAAGAAACAGAGGCGGGAAAAAGUAGAAAAAGAAACAGAUGAGAAAAAAGUAGAAGAAACAGAGGCGGAAAAAGAUGUAGAAGAAGAGACAGAUGAGAAAGAAGAAGAAACAGAGGAGGAAGAAGUCGGAGAAACAGAGGAGAAAACAGAAGAAGAAACAAAGGAGGAAGAAAUAGAAGAAACAGAGGAGGAAAAAGUCGGAGAAACCGAGGCGAAAAUAGAAGAAGAAACAGAAGAGGAAAUACAAGAAUCAGAGGAGGAAGAAGUAGAAAGAGAAACAGAAGAGGAAAUACAAGAAACAGAGGAGGAAGAAGUAGAAGAAAAAACAGAAGAGAAAAUACAAGAAACAGAGGAGGAAGAAGUAGAAGAAGAAACAGAAGAGGAAGAAGUAGAAGAAGAAACAGAAGAGGUAAUACAAGAAUCAGAGGAGGAAGAAGUAGAAGAAGAAACAGAAGAGGAAAUACAAGAAACAGAGGAGGAAGAAGUAGAAGAAGAAACACAAGAGGAAAUACAAGAAUCAGAGGAGGAAGAAGUAGAAGAAGAAACAGAAGAGGAAAUACAAGAAUCAGAGGAGGAAGAAGUAGAAGAAGAAACAGAAGAGGAAAUACAAGAAUCAGAGGAGGAGGAAGAAGUAGAAGAAGAAACAGAAGAGGAAAUACAAGAAUCAGAGGAGGAAGAAGUAGAAGAAAAAGGACGCUGA
Gigantopelta aegis is the source of this 1086-nucleotide messenger RNA. Its product is annotated as probable inactive protein kinase DDB_G0270444. The coding region runs from base 1 to 1086 and encodes 361 amino acids. The record is from RefSeq and is a predicted model, not a curated record. Lineage: Eukaryota; Metazoa; Mollusca; Gastropoda; Neomphalida; Peltospiridae. The transcript is spliced from 4 exons.